This is a messenger RNA of Brassica rapa (field mustard), 1134 nucleotides long. RefSeq names its product F-box protein DOR. Lineage: Eukaryota; Viridiplantae; Streptophyta; Magnoliopsida; Brassicales; Brassicaceae. Gene Ontology annotation, molecular function: protein binding. The record is from RefSeq and is a predicted model, not a curated record.
AUGAACUCACGGGGGUGCAACGUCUCGGAUGAUCCUCAGACCAUCUGUCCUAGCAGCUCACAACUUAGUGCAAUUGAUGAUUUAUUACUGAAGUUACCAAUCGAUCUCAUCGUCGAUAUAUUCUCGAGGUUGCCGUUGAAGUCUAUUGCGAGAUGUCGUUGCAUAUCGAAGCGGUGGGCCUCCUUUCUUCGCCGUUCUGAUUUCACGGAGUUGUUCUUGACCAAAUCUUUGGCUAGCCCGCAGCUUUUGUUCGCUUGCCGAACACAUAGGGAGUUGCUCUUCUUCUCUUCACCUCAGCUUCAACAUCCUGAUGAGAACUUGUCUACUAUAACCGCCAAUCAUCAUGUGAGUUUCCCCUUUGAGAGCUUCUAUGAUAUAUCUACUCCUGUCAAUGGUUUUGUCUGUAUACGAGAUGAUUUGAUGUUAAAAGAAAGGAAGACCCAAGAGCUUGUCUCGGUGAUAUGGUAUGAUCCCAUUGAGAAACAACACAAGGUAUUGGCAAUGAUCAAACGAUAUGAUACAGUUGUGGAUCAUCAAGUUCUCACAUUAAGAGGCUCCGGGAACAUGACAUGGAGAAAGGCUGAAUGUGGCAUACCCCAUUUUCCUCCGAAUCCAGACUCUAUUUGCAUCCGCGGUGUUUUGUAUUACACUGCUAGAGCUUCCAGUGGUGGUUAUAUGAUAGUUUGCUUUGAUGUCAGAUCUGAGAAGUACAGCUUUGUUAAAUUCACGGAAAGAGAAAAAUAUUUUGCAACUCUGAUAAACUUCCAAGGUAAAUUGGCUUCACUAAUGGCGCACCCCAACCCUCUUUUUAUUAGUGGAACAAGUACAAGUUUUGAGAUGUGGAUUUUACUAGACCCUGAAAAACAUGGAUGGUAUCCACGUAUUUUCAAUUUACCUCCUACGUGGAAGGAUGUAGUUGGAGGGGAGGAGUUAUUAUUUAGAGGAGUGACUGCUACAAAUGAAUUUGUUUUCUCCUGCAACUGCAAAUCUUCAUCUGAGCCUUUCCAUGUUUACUACUACAAUUUCAUCAAGGAAACUAUAACAAGAGUUGAAAUCCAAGGAAUGGGAGCGUUUGAGAGGGGUUCUAUAGUUGGUAUAUUUCCGAACCAUGGUGCAGAUUUGAAGCUUGUGUAA